Aegilops tauschii subsp. strangulata is the source of this 468-nucleotide messenger RNA. The record is from RefSeq and is a predicted model, not a curated record. Lineage: Eukaryota; Viridiplantae; Streptophyta; Magnoliopsida; Poales; Poaceae.
AUGGAGGAGGGGGAGGUGAACUUGGGUGCCGAUGGUUCUGCCCCGGCAACGAAUGUUGGCGGGGAGGGCGCAACAUCUUCCCAGCCUGGUGCGGAUCCCUCCCCGGCAGACCGGGAGGACAUCGACACCGUCAUCGAGGAGGUCGCCAGGGACGCUGAGGCCGAGGCUGACAAGAUCGCCACCGAGGAGGCCAUCAAGACCGCUGCUGAGGAUGCCGCCAAGGGGCCUGCCGGGGAGGCUGGCAAGGCCGCUGUCGAGGAGGCUGGCAAGGAGCCGACCGGAGAGGCCGGCAAGGCCGCUGCCGAGGAGGGGAUGGUUGACGACCAGCUUUCCUCCUCUGCUGCCUCCGGCUCGGGCAAGUAUCUGAAGUCCGGCCCGCUAUCUACCUCAAUAGUCCUCCUCAUCGGGGGACUUGCCUCCGGAGAUGAUGGAAAGCGAGACGCCUCCACGAGCUUCCUCGCCCCUUAG